Molecule: messenger RNA, 1147 nt
Organism: Mercurialis annua (annual mercury)
Lineage: Eukaryota; Viridiplantae; Streptophyta; Magnoliopsida; Malpighiales; Euphorbiaceae
Exons: 5
Coding region: 233-754 (173 amino acids)
Source: RefSeq, a predicted model, not a curated record
GAAGAAAGAAAAGAAAGUGAACAAUUCACAAAAGCAAAAAGCGCGUGAAACAACCAAAAACAUCAACCGCAAAGAUACCAUCCACAAACCACUUUUUUUUUUAUUUAUAUAUCUUUUCAUCACUAUAAUUCACUAAUCACUCUCUCUUGCCAACACAAUUUUGCACACAUCAAACCAAAAUUUCCCACAUUCAAAGGCUUCAAAAUUCGAUGCAUUGGUUUGUAAUUGAUUAAUGGUGAUACUGAACAAUUCGAUUACUACUUGGAUCCGUCAUUUUCUUGCUUGUAUGGGUAAUUGUUUUGGAUGCUGUGCUAAGCCCACGCCAAUCACUGCUGUGGAUGAGCCAUCGAAAGGAUUAAGAAUACAAGGGCGGGAAGUAAAGAAACCUGGCAUAUCGGAUGACUUUUGGAGUACCAGCACUUGUGAUUUGGAGAACAGCGCUAUUCAAUCUCAAAGAAGUGUGUCAUCGAUCAGUGUAUCCAAUGCCAAUCUUAGUAGUAGUGCAAGUGGCAUAAGCAGCAAUGCUGAAUUUGUAAAUCAUGGCUUUCUUCUAUGGCAACAGAGCAGGCUUCAAUGGACUGGAAAUAACACUUCCAGAAAUCAAACGCAACGUAGAUGGGAACGUAAACUAAGUCGGAAUGCAACUUAUGAAGGUCUACUUGGAACGAGAAAUCCUUUUCCUCGGCCCAUUCCUCUCUCUGAAAUGGUUGAUUUUCUGGUCGAUGUAUGGGAGAAAGAGGGAUUAUAUGAUUAAAGAGCUCAACUGGAAAAAGUGUUUCAGUUUUUUUAUUAGUUUCCUUAAUCUCCCUAAGCAUAUAUGACUCGCAAGAGGCAUAUCUGUAAAUAUAAUGAAAAAUCGAAAAGAGAAGAAAAAGAAAAAGAAAAAACGCUUUUAUUUAAUGGUAAUAUGGCAUUUUAGUGAUAAUCAGCUUUCUCCUCCGUUCCCACUUCAAAAAAUUCCAUGUCAAAUGAACCUACAAUAUCGAAGAAACAAUUAUUUACUUUCUUGUUAGUUGAAUGACAGUUUAUUCGUAGAUUUGUCGGAAAGCUUGUCUAAGUCCAGUAGCUGGUAAGGAAAGACAAAAAACAGCAUGUAAUCAUGUUAUUUACAUAUUAAUAGCAAUAAUAAGGGACUUCUGUUACUAAA